Messenger RNA from Capronia coronata CBS 617.96, 3723 nucleotides. RefSeq lists its product as uncharacterized. Bases 1 to 3723 code for a protein of 1240 amino acids. Gene Ontology annotation, molecular function: copper ion binding; P-type divalent copper transporter activity; ATP binding. The record is from RefSeq and is a predicted model, not a curated record. Gene Ontology annotation, biological process: copper ion homeostasis. Lineage: Eukaryota; Fungi; Ascomycota; Eurotiomycetes; Chaetothyriales; Herpotrichiellaceae. The transcript has a single exon. Gene Ontology annotation, cellular component: membrane.
AUGGCCUUUACCUCAUCAUUCUUAGUAUCGAAUAUCCAUUGCCCGUCCUGUGUAUCCUAUGCCCAGGAUGUCCUACGUGAAGUACCCUCGAUCCAAUCGGUUCAUGUUUCACUGAUCGACCACACCAUCCGAGUGAAGCAUGAACAUGACAAAGCCCGGGAGCUCAUCGUCAGGGAGCUGUUGAAGGCAGCAUUUGAAGUCCAACAUGUCACCACCAUCGACACCAAUGGCGUCCAGGUUUAUGACCACGACGUGUCACCGAGCGAUACCGCCUCCUUUGUAUCACGGUCGACAUGGUUCCAAAUUCGUGCUCAGCGCAAACAUAUCGAAAAUUGCAAGGCAUGCCAAGAGAAAAGAGCAGGGCAAAGUACACGGAGAAGGUCUUGGGCAGCGCUCAUACGCUCUCGACGGCAUCGCGACUCUCACAGCAGGCCCAACGAAAGUAGCACCCUCGUAUCAGAGGAUGCUCUUGCGAAUGACCUGCCUGCCUUCAACUUUGACGGUGCUGCUCCUGAUGCGAAGGUGAACAAAUACGCUGCAACAAUUUCUGUCGGUGGUAUGACCUGUGCCUCUUGCAGCGGAACGAUUUCAAACGAGCUAAGUAAACUUGAUUUCGUGGAAUCAGUUGACGUCAACCUCAUGAGCAACGCUGCGCGAGUGGUUUACAAUGCGCCCAAAGAGACUUGCGACAAAAUAGUUGAGACUAUCGACGACCUAGGCUAUGAGGCCACGCUUGAGGAUGUCACGAACUUGUCCCGAAAGGAUUCUUCAACCAAAUCCGCCAAAGAAUACAAGAUCCUUCUGAGUAUUGGGGGCAUGACUUGUGGGAGCUGCGUCGGGACAAUCACUCGGGGACUAGAAGAAUUGCUGUUUGUGCGCUCGGCAGAUAUUGAUCUUGUCGGAAACCGCGGUGUUGUGUAUUUUGAGGAUGAACAUAACCUCGAUGCGCUACUGGAAAAGGUGGACGACUUGGGGUACGACUGCGCUGUUGUCAAAGUCGAGGGGUCCUCGUCGUCACCAACUCCGGGAGGAAAUGAAAGAGUGGUGCAAAUCAAAAUCGACGGGAUGUACUGUGAGCAUUGUCCAGAGAAUAUCAGGUCCGCGCUGCAGAAUGCACUCCCUGCCGCAAAGGCAGACGGUCACCAGGCAUACACCAUCACUCAGCUGCCCACACUCCAGAACCCCAUCGUAACCAUCGCAUAUCGACCUGCGCCUCCCGAUGUCACAGUGCGAAGCUUCAUCUCCGCUAUCAAUGCUGCCCAUGAAGCUUUCCACGCAAGUGUUUAUCAUCCGCCGACGUUAGAAGAACGGUCCCGGAGGCUGCAGCACAAGGAACAGAAGCAUAUCCUCUACCGACUUCUGUUCACUGCCAUUGUCGCCAUGCCAACCUUCAUCAUCGGCGUCGUCUACAUGAGCCUUGUUCCUAAAUCGAAUUCCACGAGGCAGUGGUUCGAGGAGCCUAUCCUUGCCGGAAAUGCGAUGCGAAUGGAAUGGGCGCUAUUCUUUCUGACUACGCCGGUCAUGUUCUAUGGCACCGAUCUGUUUCAUGUCCGGGCUCUGAAAGAGAUCAAAUCCAUGUGGAGGCCACGGAGCAAAGUUCCCAUUCUUCGGCGCUUCUAUCGUUUUGGCAGCAUGAACCUGCUCAUCAGCACGGGUGCGUCAGUAGCAUACUUCUCAUCUCUGGCAGUCCUGAUCAUGGAUGCCACCACGAAGCGGACGUCCAUGGAUCAUGAUAGGUCAUCCGACACUUACUUUGACACCGUUACGUUCCUUACUUUUUUCAUCCUUAUCGGACGCUUUUUGGAAGCAUACAGCAAGGCCAAAACGGGCGAUGCUGUUGCGAUGUUGAGCAACUUACGGCCUUCGGACGCUCUGCUCCUCGAGGACACUCGCUCACAAGACUCCUCUGGAAAUAUCCCACAACCCAGUAUCCGACGCAUCCCAGUGGAUCAGCUGGAAGUGGGCGACAUUGUUCAGAUACCACACGGGACGUCGCCACCCACAGAUGGUGUCAUCGACCAACGAGGUACAUUUCUCUUUGACGAGAGCUCACUCACCGGCGAGUCAAAACCGGUGAGAAAGAGCCAAGGUGAUGAGGUCUAUACGGGGUCUGUGAAUGUGUCCGAUCCCGUCCGGGUCAAGGUCACUGAGGUCGGUGGCACAUCUAUGUUGGACCAGAUUGUCAACGUUGUACGCGAAGGUCAAGCGAAGAGAGCCCCAGUCGAACGCGUCGCCGAUAUCAUAACAGGCUACUUUGUCCCCGUGAUCACAUUACUCGCGAUCAUCACCUGGGUGGUCUGGUUAGGCCUCGGAGAAUCAGGCCGGCUUCCAAAAGGAUGGCUUGAUGUGUCCCAAGGAGGAUGGCCAUUCUGGUCAGUCGAGUUUGCUGUUGCUGUCUUUGUCGUCGCUUGUCCGUGUGGUGUAGGCCUUGCUGCUCCAACGGCGCUUUUUGUUGGGGGAGGACUUGCUGCCAAACACGGAAUUCUGGUCCAAGGGGGUGGUGAAGCGUUCCAGGAAGCAUCAAGACUCGACGCCAUUGUGUUUGACAAGACCGGCACAUUGACCGAAGGUCAGAUGCGAGUCACCGAAUUUGAAUUGCUCCAUCGCGACCCGACAGGUGGAGAAGACAUGGUCGAUGAGCAGGCCAUUCUGGCAGUCUCUCGCCUCAUGGAGGAGUCGAGCACACAUCCAAUAGCCAAGGCCAUCGCAGAGUACUGUCUUGGGAAAUCAGCCACUGUGCCAGUUGAACCAAUUGAAGUCAAAGAAAUACCAGGACAAGGUAUGAUGGCCACUUUCAACUUGAAAAACAACUCGACGACCAGACGGUUCCAGGCUGUGCUGGGUAAUGAGAAGUUUCUCAUGCCAACAAGCCGUCGGGGAACUUCAGAGUCGACGAGCGACGCGUCUAUGUUGAAGAGUGAGAAAGAGGCCAACAUUGUGAUGACCGAUGAUUUCUUUCUCACUCCUGUUUUACGAAAACACCAGUCAUUGGGCCACUCCACAGCUAUCUUUGCCAUCAGGACGCUGCCGCAAGAUGCAGAGAAAGCCGCCGAGCUGAACGUUCCAUUUCAUCCGCUGGCGCUCUUUGCAAUCGCCGAUCCUAUUCGCGCUGAGGCUCCUAGUGUUCUGGACUCGCUGCGACAUGCAAAGCUUGAUGUCCACAUGUGUACGGGAGACAAUCAAACCACCGCUCUCGCUAUUGCGGCUCAACUCGGCAUCCCUGUCAGUAACGUUCGUGCUGGAGUACUGCCACAGGACAAAGCUGCCUACAUCCAAGAGUUGCAAGGCGGAGUGUUCAACAAGACUGGAAAACUCAGCAAUGGGCGCCGUGUGAUUGCAUUUGUGGGCGAUGGCACGAACGACACUCCUGCGCUUUCAGCUGCGGACGUUUCGAUCGCCCUUUCUUCCGGCUCCGACGUCGCGGUAACGACUGCUUCCUUUAUUUUACUCAACUCGGACUUGACAACAAUCCUCUCACUGGUCCGGCUCGCCCAUCGAGUUUUUCUACGAGUGAAACUCAAUUUUGCAUGGGCCGCUGUCUACAAUCUCUGCCUCGUGCCGGUGGCUGCGGGGGUUUUCUUUCCGAUUGGCGCCACGGACGAGCAUGGAGGUUGGAGACUUAGUCCCGUCUGGGCAAGUCUGGCAAUGGCUGCUAGCAGUGUCAGUGUGGUUAUGAGUAGCCUUGCCCUGAAGCUGCCCGAAUUGAGAUGGGGCAAAGUUUAA